AUGGGCAGCUCAAAUGAUCAGGAGGACUUGCCUCCAUCCUACCAAGAGGUAAUCAACUCGAGCAGUCCACCUGCCGUUUCAUCCACACAGUCCACAAGUUAUUCGCAACGGCCUGCUGCACAACCUCCAAGACCAGGACCAAGACCAGGACCAAGACCAGGAUCAAGACCCAGACCAGCAGCGCCACUGUCUAACAACUCAUACCACACAAGCCAGGGACACACACCACCUGGUUCUUCACCUCUACCUCUGCUGCUGCUGCUGCUGCUGCUUCCAUUCACCUACCCUAGAGGAUACUGGUGCAAAAAGUGUAGCAACACAGGAUACAAACACAAAAACGGACGUACUUGUAAAGAUUGCUGGGAGACGUUUGCGCCUCGAAACAGUUACUCAACUGUGAGUAGUGGGUUCCAUCCCCAAUAUUUUGGCUCUACAACGUUUAUACCACACCCUUCGUCGUACAGUGGCGGAUAUCAAAGCAGUGGUCCGCCAGUGAGAGUGCCUCCAGGAGACCCAAGACUAGGAGGUGUGUUGUGCGGUCGAUGUAGAGGCUCAGGGAUGGUAAGAUUCUUGCUAGAUAUGGAAUUGUGUCCCGUAUGUUCCGGGCUUGGAAGAGUUAUCAAUUUGCCUCGACCAGCACAAGCACCAGCACCAGCACCUCCUCAGCAACAACAAUACUAUACUCCUUACAUGGCUUCAUCCGGAAAGCACUAG
Messenger RNA from Lodderomyces elongisporus, 714 nucleotides. RefSeq lists its product as uncharacterized. The coding region runs from base 1 to 714 and encodes 237 amino acids. Gene Ontology annotation, cellular component: cytoplasm. The record is from RefSeq and is a predicted model, not a curated record. Lineage: Eukaryota; Fungi; Ascomycota; Pichiomycetes; Serinales; Debaryomycetaceae. The transcript has a single exon.